This is a messenger RNA of Striga hermonthica, 1625 nucleotides long. NCBI's taxonomy places the organism in Eukaryota, Viridiplantae, Streptophyta, Magnoliopsida, Lamiales, Orobanchaceae. The record is from the annotation of a GenBank genome assembly.
CUCUGAGUUCAUGGCAGACGAUAUUGCGAGUAAGCUUUGCUCGUUCCAGCUAUCGGACAGAGAAUCUUCGGCCAUUGAUAUAGCCUCAGCUGACAUUAACCUCAGUGCAGCUGAUUGCUCGCGCAGUUUAAUGGGGAAAAUUAUCAGUCAGAAAAGAGCUAACCUCAUCGGGCUCCGUCGGGCUGUUACUCAAAUAUGGCACACCAAAGGACCAAUUACAGUCAAAGAAAUUAGCCCAAACUUCUUUCAAUUUGUCUUCUCAGAUGAAGCUGAUAAAACCAAAGUGAGCAAUGGUAUAGGUUGGGCAUUUGAAAAUCAGUUCUUGGUUCUUCGAGACUGGAAGGAGGAUAUCUCCCCUGAGAAUCCAGAAUUUUCGGAGAUGGAUAUGUGGGUUCAAGCCUGGAAUUUGCCUCUCAACUGGGUGUCAACAGAGGUUGGGCUCAAAAUUAGCAAAGCCUUCCAAUCUACAAAAGAUGUCCAGAUUCCUCAGGGAGGAUUUCUUGCGGGCAAAUGCAUCAGACUGUUGGUUUCAGUCGACCUCACUCAACCCAUGCUCAGAUGUGCUAGCAUAAAACUUGAAUCCAAAUCUCUGCUGGUGCAUUUCAAAUAUGAAAAACUAAUUAGUCUUUGUUAUUAUUACGGGAUGCUCGGACAUAUUGAUAAAAAUUGCAAUAAAAGAGCUAUUGAUAUAUCUGAUGGGACUCUGAAGGAGGGUCUCUAUGGAGACUGGAUGAAAGCUCAGGAAUUUCCCUACUUUGCCUCCUCAAGCCUCGUUGCUACUUCUUCCCCAUUUAAUCACUUCAGUUCCCCAAGCCAAAGAAUAUCCAUUAAAGGUAAUAAUCCUAUUGUCAACUUAGCCCAAUCCACACCAGCCCCAAACUCCCCAAAUCCCUCAGAUUCCAAUCAUGUCAGUCCUUCCCAGGCUAAACUCUCAGAACCCAUCCACACAGAUUCACCUCCUGAUAACUCCAUACCUUUUACAUCCCAUAUCCAUCUUAUGGAAUGUGAUAAACCCAUAAACCACUCAAAACACAUGGAGGCUCCAUCACCCAAAUUUUCUAUUUCUCUCGGAAACAAAAAAAAAAAAAUUCUGCAAACUAUUUGUAAUAAUCUUAGGGUAGGUGACUGUUGGGAUUCUGUUGAGCCGGUGGGCAGAAGUGGGGGUCUGUUUAUAUGCUGGAGUUCUGAAACCAAGGUCAUCAAUAUCAUCAAACACCCUUUCUGUCUUGAGGUGGAAUUCUGGGAUGAUGACAAGGCAAGCAUCUGCUGGGGCAUUUUCAUCUAUGCCAGCACGGAUAAUCAAAUUAGAAAACAGCAGUGGUCUCACCUUAUUCUUGCUAAACCUAAGUGGGGCAACAAUUGGUUUCUGGGAGGUGACUUGAAUGAUAUCCUAAUCCAACAGGAAAAGAAAGGAGGAAGAAAUCGAUCCCCCUCCUCAUUCUUGCCUCUUCUGGAUUUUGUCAGUAACAUGGGUAUGCUAGAGAUUCCUAUGGAGGGUCACCCAUUUACAUGGGGUAACAAUAGAGAUGCAGAGGGAUACGUGGAAAAAAAGCUCGACCGGAUCUUUGGCUCUCUUAGCUGGAAUACCUUAUAUCCAAAUGCCACUGUCCACAACAUCUUCAAGA